AUGUACUAUCGCGCGUUUCUCGCACUGCUGGCGAGUCUGAGAUGCGUAAUCAUGAUAGAAGCGGAGUUCACUUUCGACGGACCCUUUUCUCAUGACGUUUUAAUGGGUGGUUUGAUUGACCUGCCCUGCUAUACAAGCACAGACGCGAAGCGACUUGUUCUCUCCGCAUUUAGUGGUUCUGGUAUACAUCACUAUUCACUUCGGUGGAUUCAUCGACGCUGGAACCGAAUUGUCGAUCCAUGGGGUGGUGAUGGACGACGUACCUAUCUCGAAAUGAAAGUCACACAGAACUUCGAUGGCAUUGCCGAAUCUAUGGGGAUCUUUAAGAUUCCAAUGGUGUCCGGAGUGGGACUGCGUGUACUCGCUGCGAACCCCUCAGACUCCGGCCAAUACGCCUGCCUCCUAAGCAAAUGCACCUUCGACCAGGGACUUGCUUUGGACAUAAAAAACGCCACUCUCCUCUCCAUCCAUUCCAUUCGGGUCACUGAGGCCAGAGCCUUUGGCAAAGCGGAGGAAGGAAAGGAGAGUGCUGAUGCGAUAGACCCAAAAGUGAUAGGAGCAGAGUCAAAGAAAGGCCUCACAAAUGACGAGGGAAAAGGAACCUUCUAUGAUGCUUGGACUUGGCAGAUAGAUUCUUCAGUGAAUCAGGGUACUGAUACGACAGUUUUCAAAAGUAGGUAA
Hydatigera taeniaeformis is the source of this 681-nucleotide messenger RNA. The record is from the annotation of a GenBank genome assembly. Lineage: Eukaryota; Metazoa; Platyhelminthes; Cestoda; Cyclophyllidea; Taeniidae.